AUGCCGUGGAACCACGAGGACUUCAUCGUAAGACUUCCUGCCUGGAAGGCCCAGAAAGACACAGCCGCCUCCGAAACGGUGCACUCUAUGACAAUUCCACUGGGCACCAGUUUCUCUAUCGGUGGACCGAUGGGUCUGUCCACUCUGAGUCAGCAACUCCAAAACCUGCUGACUACCAGUCUUUCACAGCCUCUCGAUCUACUUCACCAGAGUGCUCAGGGUAGGGCACAAGGCGCCCCUUCAGGUGGCAAUGGCAUGACUGCCGUGCUUGGACCUUUUACCUGGGUCCUCAAUAACAAUCUUGGAGGCGCACCAGUUGUCAGCGGCGCUGCCGCGAGGUCGUCCACGGACGCCGAGUUCGAAGAGUUGACCGGCGAGACUGGCCUCACUCUGCUACCGGGCGUUCUAAUUGAGGGCAUACUUGACAAUAACUGCUCGUCUGACCAACGCAUUGCUGAAAUGCGUUUGGUGGAUCGACUUCGGCUAGUGGUAGAACAUUCAUGA
Messenger RNA from Dibothriocephalus latus, 504 nucleotides. NCBI's taxonomy places the organism in Eukaryota, Metazoa, Platyhelminthes, Cestoda, Diphyllobothriidea, Diphyllobothriidae. The record is from the annotation of a GenBank genome assembly.